AUGUUGCAGCCUUAUUAUGCGAGUUUGGUUGUCGCGCCCACUUCUUUUGUUUACCUGACUGCUUUGCUUCCCUGCAAUUUGCAAGUUGAAGGUGAAGCAGAUGACGAAAUUCACGUGACUUAUGGACCUCCUCCUUCAACCAUUGACCGGGCGACCUGGAGUGGAAAGGUUGAAUUCCUUUUGACCUGUAUUGGAUAUGCUGUUGGCUUGGGUAACAUAGGUGGUUGCACAAAGAACGUCCUCAUUCCCAAACUAGUUAACGUUUAA
This is a messenger RNA of Protopolystoma xenopodis, 267 nucleotides long. The record is from the annotation of a GenBank genome assembly. NCBI's taxonomy places the organism in Eukaryota, Metazoa, Platyhelminthes, Monogenea, Polystomatidea, Polystomatidae.